Esox lucius (northern pike) is the source of this 7827-nucleotide messenger RNA. RefSeq names its product golgin A4 (gene golga4). Gene Ontology annotation, biological process: Golgi vesicle transport. Bases 142 to 6948 code for a protein of 2268 amino acids. Gene Ontology annotation, molecular function: small GTPase binding. The transcript has 24 exons. The record is from RefSeq and is a predicted model, not a curated record. Lineage: Eukaryota; Metazoa; Chordata; Actinopteri; Esociformes; Esocidae. Gene Ontology annotation, cellular component: Golgi apparatus.
UGCACAUGCGCAGUGCGCACUGUUUCUGUUCACCUGCAAGAGAUGUGAAGAGAGACCAGGAAGAACACCCAAUAUUGGAUGCAGCAAUUGCAUUUAAAAACAAAACCUUUUGCUUGGAAGUAACAUAAUCAGGGUAAAAAUAUGUUCAAAAAAUUAAAGCAAAAGAUCAACGAGGAGCAGUCGCCACAAAGGAAUGCACAGUCACCGCAACAGGCCCAGGUGGGCCCUGGCGAGCGACGCAGUAGCCAUACCUUCUCCUCCCCUCAGCAAGAUGUCUCGGCCUCACCUAGUGACAGAGAGGUGCUGGCCGGGAUGAUAGCCGAACCUGCUUUUCUCUCUGAAUAUACUAUCUUUGCUCUGGACCAAUCAAAACGACCCCCCAGAGCGCCUCAGGUGGCUCAGGUGGCCAGCGCGGGUGGCAGGAGAGCGUCGGGGUCCCCUGGGGGAAGUAUCAACGGCGACGGGAGGGCUUCUCCUCAGAGAGAGGAGCCCCAGUCUUUGGCCCAGAAACUCCAGCUCCGCGUCCCCUCAGUCGAGUCUCUCUUCCGGGGUGCCACUCGGGCCGAGGGCCUCUUCCGUUCGCCGUCCAAAGAAAGCCUGAACCGCAGCCCCUCCCUCAACUCCCUCACGCCCCCGGGGGAGAACGAGGCCCUGGCCGCUCCGUCGUCUCCCUCCGCCAUCCCCUCGACCCCGGCGUACGAUCCGCCGUCGGACAUCGAGAGCGAGGCGGAGGACUUGUACGGUAGCCCCGAGCCCCUGUCGGCCAUGUCUAAAGACCAGCUGAUCCAUCGGCUCCACCGGGUGGAGGGGAGCCUGGGGAAGUACAGAGGGAAAUACUCUGAGUUGGUCACUACCUACAGAACAGUACAGAGAGACAAGGAGAAAACCCAGGCCAUUCUCAGUCAAAGUCAAGACAAAGCCCUCCGCAGGAUAGGGGAGCUGAGAGAGGAGCUGCAGAUGGACCAGCAGGCUAAGAAGCACCUUCAGGAGGAGUUUGAUGCUGCCCUAGAGGAGAAGGAUCAGAUGAUCACUGUGCUUCAGACUCAGGUUGCCUUGAUGAAGAAGCGUGUGCAGGAGGCCAGUGGUGGCGCCGUGGCCCCUGAGGUUGAACAUCCCCUUCAGGCUAAAGAUGCUCCGGACUCGGCCUCCGUCCUGCAGAGCCCUUCUGAUGACACAGCAGAGGGCAACGAUGACCCAUCUAAAACCAUGGAAGUGCUGCAGAAGAGAGUGACACGACAGGAGAAUCUGCUCCAGAAGUGCAAGGAGCUGCUGAGGACCCACAAGGAGCGCUGCGCCCAGCUGACCAGCGAGAACGACGCCCUGCAGGAACAGCUCCAGGAAAGACUCCAGGAGCUGGAGAAAACCAAGGAGCUCCACACUACAGAGAAGACCAAGCUCAUCACUCAGCUGCGCGACGCAAAGAACCUCAUCGAACAGCUGGAGCAAGACAAGGGCAUGGUCAUUGCGGAGACCAAACGUCAGAUGCAUGAAACUCUGGAGAUGAAGGAAGAGGAAAUAGCCCAACUCCGCUCCAGAAACAAGUUGGUCGCCACCCAAAAAGAGGAGCUGCAGGAGCAGAAGGAGAAGUCUGAGAAAGCUGCCUUUGAGGAGCUGGAGAAGGCUCUGGCAAUGGCACAGAGGGCUGAGGAGGCACGGAGGCUGCUGCAGCUCCAGCUGGAGGAGCAGAUGAAGGAGGUGGAGAGGGCCGGGGAGGAGGAGAGGAAGAGUCUGCAGCAGGAGCUCUCCAGGGUAAAGCAGGAGGUGGUCACCAUCAUGAAGAAAACCUCAGAGGAGAAGAUGUCAGAGAUGGAGAAGCUACAUAGUGAAGCACUGGCCAUUAAAGAGGAAGAGCUCAACACUCGAAUCAGCCAGGCUGUGGAGCAGUGUAAAGAGGAGCUGGGGCAUUCUGCCAAGGAGAGGGAGCAGCAGUUUGCUCUAGCUUUGGAAGAUGCAGAACUGCAGAAGGCUGCCAUAGAGAAAGAGGCUGAGACAAAUUCCAAAAAGAUACGGUUAGAUCUGGAGGCAGCAAGAACUAGAAUACUGGAACUGGAGAGCUCUCUGGAACAGCACUCCCAAUCUGGGUCAGUUCCAACAACGGAUGAUCUUUCCACUCAAAUGGAGGAGCUGAGGAGAAAACACAAGGAGGAGAUGGCUACACUAGAGGGGAAACACUGUGAGGAGCUGGAGAAUUGCAAGACUGAGCUGGAAAAGCACAAGGUGGAGCUUCACUCGGAGGCCUUAGCCCAACACAAUGCUGCUAUGGAGGAGCUCAGGGCAAAACACAGAGCUGGAGUAGAGACCAUCAUGAAGGAGAAAGAGGUCCAGUUUCAUGCUCAUGUAGAAGACAUGAACGAGAAGAUGAUGGAGAAGCUGGAUGUGAAACAGACUGAGUUGGAAGCCCUUUCCUCAGAACUUCAGGAGGUGUUGCGGAGCAAGCAGAUUCUUGAGGAGAGACUGGAUGCAGUUGAAAAUGCUGGUCGGUCAGCCAGACAGGAAUUGGAGCAGAGGCUGCAAGAGGUGCUGACCAAACACAGUGUAGAUAUUGAGGAAAUCAAGCAGCACCAUGAAAGUUCAUUGGGGGGAAUGGAGAAGACUCUAAAAGAGGAACUCAACAAGUUGACGAUGGUACUGAAGGAGAAAGAGAAGGACCUUGAGGCCCACCUUGUCUGUGAGAAAAGCUUAAAGGAAGAAGCAGAGGCACUUCUUCAAGACAGGAAUGCAAAGCUUACAGAAUUAGAGGAGCUGAGAAAGAGUUUAAAGCAGGCCCAAUCAGAAAAGAAGGGCCUUGAGAAAUCUAAUGCCCAUCUCAGUAAGAUCAGAGAUGAACUCUCAUGCUGCAAAAAUCAGUUAAACGAUUUGGUGCAAAAACUGGAGACAACUCAAAGUGACUGCCUGCAGAAAGAGCACUCUCUUCAACAAAAGAUAAUGGAACUUCAUGAGUUAGAUAAACAGUUGCAACAGGUUAAGAAUGAGCUCUCUGAACAGGAAAAAUCAUACACUAAAGAACUGAACACUAAACAAGAGGAAGAAAAACAACUAAAGAAACAGCUGGAGGACCAGAAAGCUGCUCAUGAGAAGAAAUUGGAGAACGUUAAAAAAGACAUGGAAACCAAGUUAAAAUCACAGGAGGCAAAGAUGGAGAAAUUUAAAACAAAGACCAAAGAGAUGCAGGAGAAAUUUAAAAAAAAGCUUCAGGAGCAAGAGGAGUCAUUGAAAAAGGAGCUGGCUUACAAAGAGGCAGAGCUAAAGCAGAAGGAACAGCAGGUGAAAGAUAAAAUCCUUGAGUCUCAGACAAGUUCAGAAGGCCUGAGCAGCGCUAUGUCCCAGCUUGAGGCCAACCACAAGGAAGAACUAGAAAAGAUGUGUGAAGUACAUAAGCAAGAGAAGGAAAAGCUUAAGAGUCAUUGGCAGGAAAAGCUUGCACAACAUGAAGAAGAAAUGCAGGAGAAACACUUACAAAUAUUGCAGGAGAAGUUACAGGAAGUUGAGGAUAUCACCCAGCAGCUCCAAACCAUCAAGGAUGAAAAAGAGCAAGUUUUGCAGGAGGUGAAUGAUUUAAAGGAGGAGUUGGUCAUGAGACAGACUACUGUGCAGAAACUCCAAGCUGAGCUAAAGGAAGCAGCAGUCAAGUUGGAGAGUUUAUCUCAAACUGAGGCAAUGUUCAAAGAGCAAGUGGAGGCAGUUGAGAGAAAUCUUAACACAGCUCUUAAUGAGAGAAACUCCUUCCAGGAUCAGCUGAACAAGACUGAAGAGAACGCAAAAGAGAAGCUCAAGGUACUCUCUGAGAAGGUUGUAGACACAGAAAAGCAGCUUCAAGCUCUUGAGGCUUCAAAGGGAAAGGAAGGGGAGGCUGUUCAGAGGAGACUUGAAGAACAUUCUCUACAACUAGAAGUCAAGGAAAAAGAACUGCAGAAGCAGUUUGCUGGGAUCAGCAACGAACUUGUGUCUUACUGUCAGGCAAUUGAGGCCAGCAUCGAAAGUGGUACAAAGGAGCUCUCUGAACGAGUUGACAAUAGAGUAGGAGAGCUUAAAGACAGGCUUCUGUGUAAUCAGAAGAAAGUUGCACAUCUUAAAAACAUUAUCCUAACCAGUGUGGACAAGAUUCACUCCUUGGAGGGGCAACUACAGGAGAGGACUGAGGAGAAUAAAAGUCUAUGUAGUUCACUAGACCAGUUGACUUUUCAGCUAAAUGUGCACAAAGAUGAUAUCAAAGCCUUGACUGCUGAGAGGGAGUCUCUGCAGAAGGAUGCUGAGAACCACUCCCAAGCUCUUUCAGAAAAAGUUAUUUGCAUCGAACAGCUCAGUGAGGAAAACCGCACCUUAUUGGAGAAUAUCAAAACUAAUGUUGUGGAUAUCAGCCACUUGGAUAGUAUAAUAAACGACUUGAAGACCCAAUUAUCAGGUAGCCUUGCGGGGAAGGACCAAGCCAUAUCACUGCUUGAGCAGCAGCACAAGGAGGAAAGAAAGGUCCUUGUUUUUCAAAUGGAAGAGACUAUUAACAAACUAGAAAAAGAGAAGCUAUCUGCAGUGAAGCAGGCUGACACCCUCAAGAAUGAGCUCAUUGAGUUAAAGAGGGAAGCAGAGUUCAGGUUCUCUCAAAACCACAAUACUGUGAAGUCUCUCCAAACCUGUCUUGAAGACAUGGAGAAGCAGGUCUCUGAGAAGGAUGAGGCCUUACAAAGGCUGGCAGAUAGCAUCGGCAAUCAGUCCAUCAGCAAGUCAGAGAUUGACCAAGCCUUGAGUGAAAAGGAGCAGAAAGUCAGUGCACUCACUUUGGAGGUGGAGAACUGCAAUCACCGACUCAGUGAGUUGGAGCAGCAGUUGGUACUCAGGACAAAGGAGUGUGAGCAGCUAACUGCUGACCUGAAGCAGCAGGACUGUAUUAGGGAGAGAGAGAAACAAGAGCUCACUGAUCAUCUUCAGCAGACUCAGGAGCAGUUCAGAGCCCAGAGUGGUGAUCUACUCCAGACAACACAGGAGAAACUGCAGACUCUGGAGAGACAGAACCUAACUUUGACACAAGAGCUGGAGCGGCAGAAGGAUGUCUAUGAGAAGACAAAGUCUGAGAUUCUCAAAAGCAAUGAAGAGAAUCUGAAGACUGUUGAAGAGAGGUUGUUAAAAGACAAUGCUGGCAAAGUGGCCGAGCUAAAGAAGAAAGCUGAGCAGAAAAUCAGCCAGAUUCGGAAACAUUUGACCUCACAACUCGAAGCAAAGGAAAAUAUAAUCAGAACCUUUCAGACAAAGUUGGAAGAGGCUGAAGUUGACAAAGUGACAAAGAUGCAGCAAAUUGAGACCUUAGAGAAGAAAGGAAAGUCCCUUGAGGAAGCCAUGGCCAAGAUGAAUGAAGAACAGGAGAAACACCUAGAGCAAGUACAUAGUGAUGAGAGACUGGAGAAAGAGAGCUCUUUACAAUCAUUGCAGGACAUGUAUGAGGAAAAGAUAUCCUCACUUCAGAAAAAUAUUUCCAACCAAGAAGAAGCCCUAGCUAAGCUGAAGGAAAAAAAUGAAAAAUAUCUUGAGCAGGUACAGAAUGAUAAUAGAAUUGAUAAGGAGAGCUCUGUGGAGGGAUUGAAAAACAUGUAUGAGGAAAAGCUACUGUUGCUUCAUAAAGACAUUUCAAACCAGGAGGAAACCAUUGCCAAGCUGAAAGAAGCACAAGAAAAACAUGUUGAGCAGGUACGUAACAAUGAGAGGCUUGAUAAAGAAAGCUGUUUGGAGAGUUUGAAAAACAUGUACGAGGAAAAGCUGUUGUUGCUCCAGAGAGAUGUUUCAAGCCAGGAUGAGUCAAAAGCAGAUAACACCCUCUCCAGGCUUGAGGAGGUUAAGGCGAAGUUAAAGGAAAUGGAAGAGGAGAGGGUCAACAUUCUGUCUGAAAUCAGUUCCUUGAAGGAAGAUUUGCUUGAAAAGGCUGCACUGAUAGAACAGCAAAAUACAGUUAUCGAUGGCUUCAAAAAACCAGGGCAGACCACAAGUGAAGUCAUGGAGCAUUGCACUGCAAAGCAAACCAAGAGUCUUGCAGCAGGCAGAGAGAUGGAGAACUCUUUGACACAGGAAGAUGGGGAUGCCGAAUCUCUGUUGUCCCUGCAGAAUAAGCUAGGGGAGGCAGUGCAGGAGAAACAGAAGUUGCAGAAAGAUUUCAACAGGCUACAAAAAGAUCUCCGUUCCCUAAGGAGAGAACAUGAGCAGGAUCUGGAGUAUGUAAAGAAAGAGUUGGCCCAAGAGAAUGAGAAGAAGCUCAAGCUUGAGGUUGAGGAUCUGGAGAUGAAGCACAACUCCUCCCUAAAGCAGCUGAUGAGGGAGUUCAACACGCAAAUGGCUUUGAAAGAACAAGAGCUGUCUGCUGCAGUGAAGGAGGCCAUUGAGAAGGCCCAGAGCGUGGAGGUGGAGCUAAUUGACAGCCAUCAGGAGGAGACAAGUCAGCUCCAUAAGGUGAUUGCCCAGAAAGACGAUGACUUAAACAGAACGGUCCAACGAUAUGAGCAGGUCCUGCAGAGUCGAGAGGAGGAGAUGGGGGCCAGAGUGUGGCAGGUACAGAAGGAGCUGGAGGACCUGCAGGCCAAGACGCUCAGCAACAGCGGAGAGAUGAGUGCUGAGGAGCUGCAGGUCCUGCUGGCUGAGAAAACCACGCUGCUGAGUGAGGCACGGUUGAAGGAGCAGCACUACGUUGACAGGAUCCACUCGUUGGAGGACAAGAUGAGGUGUGUCCACAAGAACUCAGUGGUCACUCAUCUGGGGAACAAGUUCAAAGAUCCUGGCCAUUACACUGCUGAGUGCUUCUCAGAACCCACAGAGUUUGAAUAUCUGCGGAAAGUCCUGUUUGAGUACAUGAUGGGACGGGAAACAAAGACGAUGGCCAAAGUCAUUACCUCCAUUCUGAAGUUCCCGCCGGACCAAACACAGCAGGUUCUGGAGAAAGAGGACGCAGGCGUCUAUUCCUUCUGGCCGUAAAUGCCCUGGCUACGGUGAGGGUCACAUCUCAGAGGGAUGCUGGUUCUUUAAGGUUGGAGAUGUACUGAAUUGCUGCUGAAGGACAAGACGGAUGACUGCUAUUUGACUGCAUCUAGCCUUUCUACUGUCUUGUCUGCUUUACUGGCUUCUUUCUGUGUUUGUACGUGUUGGCGUGCGUGUGAGUGAGUGCGUGUGUGUGUGUGUGAGCGAGUGCGUGCGUGCGUACAGGUGCGUGCUGGUGCCUGUGUGCACGUUGGAGUUUUGGUGUGCUGUCUAUGUGUGAGCUGCAUAGCUUGUGGUAUGAGGGAACUAGAGGUAAAUAUCAUCCAAGUAGCUGAUUCUUCCAGUCUAAUUUCAUGAAAUUAUAUUGCUGUUUUUAAUUAAUGAAUAAUACUAUUUGUUUUUGUCCAAAGUUAAUUCAUUCUUUUUGUUUUACAUUUUCUUUGAAUGGUUGGCUUGUGCAAUGAGUUUGUUUUGAUCAAUGUAUUCUUUGUGAUUUGAUUCUUUGGUUGUUUGUUGUUUUUCGGUUGGUAAAUGGUUAUUUUAUCAGUUGAUUUUUAGUGUCCUUUCUACUGUAUGUCACUUUGUUCUUAUGAUGCUGAUGAGAUCAUAGAGAUAGAAUGUCUAGAUUCUAAAUAUAUAUAUGGAUGAGAUUACCCUUUAACUGUACUUGUGCACUCAAUCACUUAAAGACACACUGGCCUCUAGUACCAUGUGUGUUGGUUCUUCCCACAGCCUUUCUACUUUAUAUUUUGUGGAGACUGAUAAAAUCUACUCAUAACAUAAUGUAUAUUGUAAAUAAAAGUUAUUAUCUGUACUGUAGGACACAAUGUGACAAUUUACUACAUUUUGAGCUAAUACAAUUUUAUUAUAGUACAA